CUUCCACAGCUGGCUGUCAUUUUUUCGAGGAGCGCAUUUUGCGAUUCGUUGACGGUUUGGCUGUUUUAUUCGUUUUAAUCAACAAUAAUGUUCAUAAAUUUUAGUUAAAUUUUCGUUAUUUUCAUGAAUUAUAUAGUUGGUUUCUUUUAAUUUAAAGAGGAAGAAUAGCGACAACCAAUAGAAGCUUCAAACUGUGAUAAGCGUACCUACAUAACUAAAAAUUUAAUCUCCUUUUGUGCUUAGAAUCGCCAUUGUCCGAUAGUCUCAAAAUGGUACGCCCGAAGACAUCUCGCAAUGGUAAUACCAAACGGAACCGCACAAGUUAUCAAGAAGAAAAAAUUAAUGCUAAACUAAGAGAUUAUGAUAUUUUAGCCGAUAGCUUGGUAGCUAAUCUAGAAGCAAUUUUCAACGACAAAAUCGAAGAACUGUGCCGCUCGUUCAAGAUAGAGAAAAAUCGUUUGCCAAAACAUGUGCUGCAGAUGCGGAUGGGCGAUCUCCGGCUGCUCGGGGCCAGCACUUUCGCCGAGCUUGAUAAAAUAGCUGUUGAUCCACCCUGCGACACCGUGAGUUCGUUGGGAUCCAGUCACCUAUCCAGUAGCUACAAUGUGGGAUCGAAGGGUGAGAAGAAGCAAUCGCGCGCCGAUGAAGGAUAUCUUACAGAGGACAGCGCAGCGAGUAACAGGAAUUCCGACCUACUAGCCUCGGCCAAGGCGCGCCCUUACGGUCCUUUAGCUUCAGCGAUGAAAAGACGACGGAGCAAAUCGGUCUCGGCGAACACAACCCCGUGUAAGCAGCAGACUUCACUUUUGUACGGUAUCAAGUCGAAAAAAACAUUCGGUGGCUCCCAAUCCCUGUACGCCGACAACAACCGCCUGUCCCGAUCCAGACUUCGAACUCCCGGCCCGGUCGGGCGGCUGCAGCAAACCGUCAGUGCCGAUCGGGGUAUGACCUUGAUCACCCCCAAAGUGCAACCCAAUACACCGAUGGCCAUGCUGCGUCACGCGCGUCUGGGGGAAAACAUCUACUCCAUCACUGGAAGUCCGGUCAUAACGGCGGCAAUGGUUGAAGAAAUGGCCAACGUAAACAUUCCAAUACAAAACGGCAUGCUGUCGCUCCGACCAACUGAAAUGGACUCGAUCGAUAAAGGACUGGUGCAGAAGAUUGGGCCAGACACGCUGGAGCAUUUGAAGAAGCUGCAGAUGAACCUGAAUAAAAUAAUGCAGAUGGCCGAAGUGAAUAAUUUUCAGAAGUAUUGAUCUUUUUGUCUGGUACUUAUGGCCUAUAUAAUGUGAAUCCGUAGACUGUUCUUUUUUAUGUAUUAGUUCCUUUUGUGUAAUAAAUGUAUUUCCAAUUAUGA
Messenger RNA from Armigeres subalbatus, 1357 nucleotides. RefSeq names its product borealin-like. Lineage: Eukaryota; Metazoa; Arthropoda; Insecta; Diptera; Culicidae. The record is from RefSeq and is a predicted model, not a curated record. Gene Ontology annotation, cellular component: spindle midzone; chromosome, centromeric region; chromosome passenger complex. The transcript has 4 exons. Bases 270 to 1256 code for a protein of 328 amino acids. Gene Ontology annotation, biological process: mitotic sister chromatid segregation.